This is a messenger RNA of Saccostrea cuccullata (small rock oyster), 438 nucleotides long. RefSeq lists its product as uncharacterized. The record is from RefSeq and is a predicted model, not a curated record. The transcript has a single exon. Lineage: Eukaryota; Metazoa; Mollusca; Bivalvia; Ostreida; Ostreidae. The coding region runs from base 1 to 438 and encodes 145 amino acids.
AUGUACCAACCACCAACUACCCAGCCGUGUAACCAUGGCAGAAAACAUAACGAUCAGCUGCCCUGGUCCGCGCAGUCUCUUAGAUUCCCCAACAUACAGACGUCACAGGAAUUUGAAAGAAGUGAAACAUUUGUUAACGGGAUGGAUGCGAGGCAGUUAGUUUUAGAUGAAAUCGAUGACUUUGAUUCAGUACAACGCCCUACAUCGUACAAGAAGGGCCGAAUUAUUCCCCACCCAUCCACCGCUAAACUAAUUGCCCUCUCCCGACGCGCUAAACCUGCCAUUAUACCCGAUAUGACGACCAUAUUCCGAAUUUACUCUGAUCAAUACCAACCAGAGUGGAUGAAAAAGCCAGCGUUAUCGAAAAGUUUUCUGACAUUGUCUACAACAUCUUCUAAAUCAAAUUCUGAGUCAACCAUUGUCGAUGCAUGUACUUAA